This is a messenger RNA of Rosa rugosa (rugosa rose), 2365 nucleotides long. RefSeq lists its product as uncharacterized. Gene Ontology annotation, cellular component: membrane. Bases 596 to 1966 code for a protein of 456 amino acids. Gene Ontology annotation, biological process: metal ion transport; transmembrane transport. Gene Ontology annotation, molecular function: metal ion transmembrane transporter activity. The transcript is spliced from 6 exons. The record is from RefSeq and is a predicted model, not a curated record. Lineage: Eukaryota; Viridiplantae; Streptophyta; Magnoliopsida; Rosales; Rosaceae.
CUUUCUUUUUGUACUAAAAAACAAAUUACCUCGCCCUUUGAGUUUGAGUUUGAGUUUGGAGGUGGAAGGUUCCCAGAAAGAGGGGGAACCGUGUCUGUCUUCUUGUUUUCUCCGGCAGUUCAUUUCCCAACAUAUUCGUUCAUUUACUUGGAAUGGUUCAACAACUUGUGGCUGCUCAGCGACUUUUCUGGGUUUUCUGUCUUUGGGAUUGGUUUUGCUGAACUUUUUCUUAUCUGGGUUUACUUUGCUGCUGGAUUUCAAUGAGGGAUUAAUGAAUAGUGAAUUUGGAAUCCUGCUCUUUUCUAUAAAAGGAAUAACGGGUCUGUUUCAAGUUUGGUGAAUGAUAUUGAUUUGGGUUCUUUUUGGAUCUAAUAGCAUCUUUGCUGUAUUGAUCUGGGGGAAGUCUGGUUGAAGAUGACUUGGGCAGAUUAGACAUUGGUUAUAUAAUUGGAUUGAAAGCAUACAGUUUUGAAGUUGGAAAGCCUGCAAUUUAUUGUGGUUGAGUAGGAUUUCAUAUGAUUGGUGGAAAAGACUUGAAUCUAUUUCAGAAUCAAUUUAGUGCUGAGGUGAAUAUAUCAGAAUAGUAUAUAGAUUAAUGGAGCUAGCUGAUGAGCUACAGAUCAAUGGAGAGGAAGAGGGAGAGGACAUGGACAGAGAGCCGUCUGCAGAGGCUCCUCGCAGAGAGCCUCAUCUCUACCGGAACCACUUUGGAGGCAUGGUGAGGAAGAAAGCCUAUAUUUUUGAUGGGCACGGCGAAUUUUACAAUAAGGAAUGGGAUCUUACAGAGGGUAGAGGAAAUGAGUUUUGUUGGUAUCAUGUAGAGCUUCCAAAAGGAAAUCAGAAACUAUCUCAAUCUGCAGAACACCUCAUUGGUGUUCUUUGCCCGCCUUUGAAACUACAGGACAUUCUCUCGCUUGUCAGCAACGGACCCUUUUGUGGGCAUGUCGAUGGGGCUCUUGUAUUCAGAGUCAACUCCCCAGGUCCUCCUGCCAGUGAUUUCACAUUUAGAAUUGCUGCAAGAAUUACUGAACACUCGGUGAUUACUGUGUCUUUGGGCCGUGUCCCCAGAUUGGGUUUCUCGCCAGUGGGCGAAUCUCUUCUCUCGGAGAUUCCUAGAGUGGAGAGUCCCUCUUAUGUUAGAGGUGAGCAGAAGGAAAGGAGUGGGAUUGUGAUAAGGGAGCAUGUUCUUGAGUUCUUAUUGACGAUGAAUCAUUCUGAAGAGGCCGAUAAUCCUGUGCCAAAAUCUGUCUCCAAUCUUGUGGUUCAUAUUAUUGACACGCAUGUUGAUCACCUCCAAGAUGUUGUGACUAAACUUGAAAUAGAAUUGGAUUCCGUUGAGCUUGAGAUGGAUAAAGGUGGUUUUGCUUUGAAGAAACAAAUGCUAGAUGAUAGAAGAUUUCCUAAAAUGCAUCUAAAUCUGCAGCGCCUCUUGCAGGUGAUUGCUCAUGGGGAGCAAGUUUUUCCUCGGGUCAAAGAAAAAUGUUCUUCCAAACAAUGGUUUUCCAGUGAAGAUGUUAACUCUCUUGAAGAGCUGACUGGACGGUUGAGGAGGCUAAAGGAUAAUGUAGGGUUUAUAGCAAAUCGUGUCACGGCAAUACAGGCUGGUCUAGACAGCUGGCAAGCUGAGCAAAUAAACAAGAAACUAUAUUAUCUCUCUUUCCUUUCUAUCGUAUUCCUUCCUCUAUCCAUCAUUACUGGAGUGUUUGGCAUGAAUGUGGGCGGAGUUCCAUGGACAGGACAAAACGACCCAACGUUGAAGAAUGGUUUCCGUAAUGUGAUGUUACUUUGCAUUGUUAUGCUACUUCUGGCACUGCUCUGCUUCAGUUUUCCUGCUCUUUAUACCCGUAUAGUUACUUGGCAAAGGAGAAGAGUCUUGAGGAGAAGCUGGUCCCUCAACAGGAAGUCAUUUCUCAGUAGAACCCAUGGAAUUGGAGUUCAAGAAAGAAGGGGCUACCUUCGGCUUUGAGAAAAUUGACCAUAUCUGCAGAUAAUUUUGUUGCUUUCCACAUCCGGUUUGGUCUUAUCUACCUUCUAAUGACCUAUAUGGACAGAUGUGUUGAGGUUAUUAAUAUCAUUUACUCUGCUCUAGUUCUGUGAGUUUUGUGGGGGACUGGACAGCGAGAGGAAAGAAGCCAAUAGAGGAUAGUUUUUUUUUAUUUUUUAUUUUUUUAAUGAUUUUGUUUCAUUAGUUGGUUAAUGAUCCCUCUUUUUCUUUUACUCACUUCUUGGUGACCGUCCUGUAUUAUGUACAGUCUCUUGUAUCAUGUGAAUGUUAAAUGCUGCUGUAGUGGUGGUAUGUAUUUUUGUUCCACCCUUUUGGUUGUAUAUUAUACACUUAAAUCUCAAUGAUAACCUCAUUAUCUCA